Molecule: messenger RNA, 1454 nt
Organism: Plutella xylostella (diamondback moth)
Lineage: Eukaryota; Metazoa; Arthropoda; Insecta; Lepidoptera; Plutellidae
Product: 4-vinylanisole receptor
Biological process (GO): sensory perception of smell; detection of chemical stimulus involved in sensory perception of smell
Cellular component (GO): plasma membrane
Molecular function (GO): odorant binding; olfactory receptor activity
Source: RefSeq, a predicted model, not a curated record
UUCAAUGUGACGUGAAUCAGAUAACGUCGCUUGUAGUUACUUUGAAAACAGUAUCAAAUAUAUUCAAUACAAAAUGGAUCAUUUAGUAAACUCCAUCGAUAACUAUUUCACCGAUCCCAAGUACCCAAAUUUGAGUGUAGCAAUAGUAUACUUGAGAAUGAUCAAACUAUGGGAACCGCGUAAAAUCUUUUAUGCUAUACCGGUGACCAUGGGCUUAACAUUUGUAAGUCAAAUCCUUUACGUACUCAUGUCAGACCAACCGUUCCGCUACUUCCUAAACUUAUUUCAGACGGGGUUUUUUCAUUUGGGGCUGGCAAAAGUUGUACUUUUCUUUUAUAAUCAUGAAAAAUGGCUAAAUAUUAUCAACUGGUUAUCGGAACUAGAGAGGAUUCAACUACACGACCCGUUUCUACGUCCUGUCGUCUUGCGGUACAUCCGAUACGGCCGUAUUCUUCACGCUGUGAUGUAUCCAUUUGGCUUCAUUGUUUUCGCACUUAACUAUGGCGAAAAUUACGUGAUGGUCGCGAUGCAGAUGGAGAGCAAGGGAGAGAUAGAUCCGACUUACAUAACGUUCUUUUGGCUGUGGCCCACUGAGCCCUUGAAAGGGAAGUUAAUUGUUUACCCGUACGUGACGCUGCAGUGGUUCUAUGCGUUCGGUGGAGUGUGUUAUUUGAUGGCGUUUAAUAUCACUUGUGGUUCCGUGGUGAUCGGGCUGGGUGGUCAGCUCGAGGUGCUGUGUGAGAUGUUUAGACGAGCUCUAGACACUGACGUGAAGGAGGAACAAGAAAGGAACCUCAUCCGCUGCUACAAGCGAUACAUCGAUUUGCAAGAUACACACAAUACAUUGGAUGCGAUUAUGUCGCCGGUUCUUUUCAUGUACCUGUUGGUUGCGUCCAUAAAUAUGGGAAUGAUACUUUAUAGUUUACCAACUUUGGAGAAGUCUUCAAUGUACACAUCGAUGGUCCUGGUUUCCUCCUUAGUAGUAGAAGCUUUCUACUUUUUUUGGCAUGGACAUGAAACUAUGUACCAGAGUGAGAUAGUGAGCGCGGCGGUGUACGGGUGCGACUGGGUGGACAAGAGCCCCCACAUCCGCCGCCUCGUCUACGUCAUGUCCGCCACCACAAACAGAGUGCUCGUCUUCCACGCAGGACCGUUCAACGAAGUCACUGUCAUCACGUUUAUAUCUAUUGUGAAGGUGACUUACAGCUUUUACAAAUUGAUGACCACAACAGUGACACACGGAUCGUAGAUCGUAGAAGCUUUGUUAAGAUUGUACUUAAUGGUCUAUAAUAUUAUACGUAAAUGCAGAAUUAAGAUAUCGUGCCGAAAUCAAGCUGGAAGAAAUAAUAAUAAAAUGUUACAGUAUUUUUUAACUGUACAAAUGGUAGAAGUGUGGUUUUAUUUGUCAGAAUGUUUCUUUUGCACUGAAACUCCAUCUGGUUUGAAUAUUGUGA